AUGUCUGGCGAUAACGGCGAGGGACAACACCACCACCCGCGACAGCCUUGGUCGCUGCCCUCAAACACGGGUCCCAGGGUCGGCCGCGUCGGCGCCUGGAGCACGUCUUCGUCCUCCACGAGUAGGAACAGCUCUGACGGGCGGAGGAUCGCCACUCUGCGCGAUAUGGGUGGGAGCGCGUCGUCUGGCGGGGGACAUGCCCAUGGCGGAGGCGAUGAUGAUGACGAGGAGGACGAGAAUGGCGAGGACCAAGGGGAAAGCUGGUUUGCUGGAGGAGAGAGGAGUGGGAUUUCAGUGCAAAAUCCGGGUAGACCCGGCGCCGUGCCAGGAGGAGAUAUCGUCCGAGACCUCUUACGCCGCGCGGCCGAAGCUGGUCCUCCACCCGAGGUCGAAAGUGGACCACAUGUGCACAGCUCGGUGUUCACUGGCGGUGGCCACACUCUGGGCAGCGAUGAAGUCGAGAGCGUCUAUGUGCCCGAUCCGAACGCCCCAGAACCAGAAGAAGAGACUGCGAUUCGCCACCUCACAUUCUGGCGCGAGGGCUUUAGUAUCGAGGAUGGCGACUUGAUGCGCUAUGACGACCCGGGGCAUGCGCAGGUUCUCGCCGAAAUUAACUCGGGCCGCGCUCCGCCUCACGUCUUGAAUGUCCUUCCCGGCCAGCCUGUGGAGCUACGCGUGGUGAAGCGCCUGCAGGACGACUUUGUGCCUUCGGCGAAAGUGCAGGCGCGAACCUUCUCUGGGCAUGGCCACCGUCUCGGCUCUCCCGUCCCCUCUUUCGCGCCUGCCCCUGCAGCGAGCGGAAGCAGCAGCGGUGGAGGAGCUAUGCCAGGCUCGUUUCCUCUUAGCACGAGCAGGAGUCCCGCCCCUCCCGCUGCUGAGCGCUCGAGCAUCAACACGCGGUUUGAGGUCAAUCAAACACUGCCGACGACCAGCGUGCAGAUCAGGCUCGCGGAUGGGACGAGGAUGGUCUGCCGAAUGAAUCUCUCACACACGGUGGGGGACAUCCGUAACUUCAUCAACGCCUCCCGUCCCGAGAAUAACACGCGUCCGUAUACGAUUCAAACGACAUUCCCGACCCGUAUUCUGGAGGACGACGCACAGACGGUCGAGGCUGCAGGGCUAGUCAACAGCGUUGUCGUGCAGCGGUGGGUAUAG
Molecule: messenger RNA, 1155 nt
Organism: Sparassis crispa
Lineage: Eukaryota; Fungi; Basidiomycota; Agaricomycetes; Polyporales; Sparassidaceae
Product: UBX domain-containing protein
Exons: 8
Coding region: 1-1155 (384 amino acids)
Biological process (GO): proteasome-mediated ubiquitin-dependent protein catabolic process; nuclear membrane reassembly; Golgi organization
Cellular component (GO): cytosol; nucleus
Molecular function (GO): ubiquitin binding
Source: RefSeq, a predicted model, not a curated record